AUGGGCGCUGUCGAACUCACCUACCAGGAUGUUGCUGAGCACAACACCAAGAAGGACAUCUACAUGGUGAUCCACGACAAGAUCUACGACUGCACCAAGUUCGUCGACGAGCACCCCGGUGGCGAGGAGGUUCUUCUUGACGUCGGUGGUCAGGAUGCCACCGAGGCUUUCGAGGAUGUCGGACACAGCGACGAGGCCCGCGAGACCCUGGACCAAUUGUACCUCGGUGACCUGAAGCGCCAGCCCGGAGACCCUGCCCCCAAGAAGCAGGUUGCCGCCAGCAGCUCAGCUUCCAGCACCGAGAGCCCCGGCUUCGGCAUCGGCCUGUACGCCGUUCUCCUCGUGGGUGGCGUCCUCGCAUACGUCGCCUACAACUACCAGCAGCAGCAACAGCAGCAGUCCGCAUAA
Molecule: messenger RNA, 408 nt
Organism: Colletotrichum lupini
Lineage: Eukaryota; Fungi; Ascomycota; Sordariomycetes; Glomerellales; Glomerellaceae
Product: cytochrome b5
Exons: 3
Coding region: 1-408 (135 amino acids)
Biological process (GO): sterol biosynthetic process
Cellular component (GO): endoplasmic reticulum membrane; intracellular membrane-bounded organelle
Molecular function (GO): heme binding
Source: RefSeq, a predicted model, not a curated record